Messenger RNA from Lethenteron reissneri (Far Eastern brook lamprey), 3908 nucleotides. RefSeq names its product filamin A-interacting protein 1-like. NCBI's taxonomy places the organism in Eukaryota, Metazoa, Chordata, Hyperoartia, Petromyzontiformes, Petromyzontidae. The record is from RefSeq and is a predicted model, not a curated record.
GGAUUUGCUUUUGUAGGACAAUGUCCACGGGCUGUCCACGCUACACACACAGAGGCUCUUGUCGAUGUGUGUGUGUGUGUCGCGUGUGAAUGCGCGCAGAUGGACAGCUGUGCCCACGUGGCUCUGGUCGUGUGAGAGUCGUCGGAUGGGUACUUUUAUUUUUAAACUCUGAAGGAAAUUACAAAAAUAAACGCGGGCCGAACUCUCUAGUCCGCUCGUCUUUCAGCUGUUCGUGCUGCACAGCCAACAGCAGCAGCAGCUUCAGUAUCAGCAGCAGCAGGAGUAUCAUUCGCAGCGAUAUCAUUCAGCAGGGAGCAGUAAUUGCAGCAUUCAAGUAUUAACAUCGCCUGCGGGAGCAAUAUAAUCCUUAGUGGCAGCAAAGGCAGCCUCAUCAGGAUCAUCAGCAACAGCAGAAUCAGCAGUAUCAGCAGUAUCAUCAUCAGUAGCAGGAGCGGUAGCAUCAGUAGCAGUAUCAUCACAAUUGCAUUGCACGCAGCAGCAGGGGUUAGUAUUUUGAAGCCAGCAGCAGCAUGACAAAGUUUCCGUGAUCACCACACUGCAGUGCCACCCCGAGGCAAACCGAUUUGCCAACUUUCAUCAACAACCGAGUGGUGUGUAUACAAAGCGUGGGUGCCCCAUAGCCUGCAGCACGGCGUUACAACCGGACACAAAACCCGAUUGAUUCACUCACAACGACGCCUUCUUCAGCCACGCGUUAGCUAAUUGAAUGUCGAGCAACCUUUGAGAAGGAGGAGGAGGAAGAGGGAGCGGUGUGGCGUGGCACUUUUGCACAUUGUUCCCGCUGAGAUCGGGUCACGGAUCUUCAAGAAGAAGAAGACUCAAGUCGAACCACCCUCCGCAUCUCCUCCUCUUCUUCCGUGAAGGAGAUACCCUUUCUCCCUGCUGCUACCAGCCUGCUCCACCUUCUCCCGGACCAUGAGGUGACCCAGUUCGUAGGGUCUCGGACCCUGGGGGUGGCCGACUACAACCCCCGGAUCUCUGUACCCCAUCCUCAUCCCUCAUCCUCAUCCUUAACACACCCCGGGUGACCCCCUGUACCCUCCAGCCCGACAAGCCCCUUUGCUGGAGGCUUUAGCCUGGGACUCAACAAUGGAACGGUGGCGAGAUGGCUGCUGCUGGGAUGACACUUUGGUGCCACGCUCCGGCAGCAGCAGCAGCGGCAGCAGCAGCGGCUCCGACAUCGUCCAAUCGGAGCACCGGUCGCGCUCACGGCAGCGCGCGGGGAGCCGCAGCCAGCACCCCUGCUCCAGCCAAUCGGACGAGUCGCCGAGCCCCACGCCACCGGACGUGCCACGAGGAGGGCGGCGGUGCAGCGACGGCGCUGGCACCGGCGCGGAGCCGGGGGGAGAUGCCACCACCCCCUUCCUCGCCGAGCGUUGGGCUGAGAUGGCGGCGGCCGACGAGCACACCGACACGGUGCGCAGGCGGCACCGGCACCGCGGCGGGGACGACCACCACCAGCACCGCGAGCGGCAGCGGCGGCGGCACCGGCGUCGCCGCGGCAGCAGCGGCGGCGGCGACGACGAUGAUGGCGACGGCAGCGAUCGCGCCCGGGGAGAGGACGCCGGGAACGCGCGGCAGAGGCCGUCGAGUGGCAACCUCCUGCAGCUGCUGAGCGUCCUCGAAGGGGAGAUUCAGGCGCGGGACGAGGUGAUCGCGCUGCUGCGGGCGGAGAGCGUCUCGCCGGCCCGGCUCGAGGCUCGCUACGGCACGGCCGCCGGCGCCGGGGCGCUGCGCUCGCUGCAGAGGGACGCGGCGCUCGGAGACGGAGACCCGGAGACCCGGCGGCACCGCGACGACGACGACGUCUACGAGACGCCCAUGGCCGAGCUGGACCGCGUGAUCGCGCGUCAGCGGGAGACGCACGCGCGCGCCCUCCGGCAGCUGCUGCUGGCGCAGAGCAGCGAGCGGCGCUCGGCGCGGCAGCUGGAGGCCGAGAGGCACAAGCACGGGCAAUACAUGGCGCAGAGCGACGACUUCACCAACCUGCUGGAACUCGAGCGGGAGAGGCUGAAGCGGCUGCUGGACCAGGAGAAGGCAGUCUCGCCUGAGCGCGAGAAGCAGCAGGAGGCGGCUGCGGCCACCCUGCAGGACGAGCUGCGCAAGCUCAAGUCGUUCUCGCUGCUGCUCGUCGACGAGCGCCAGGCCCAGGAGGCGCGCCUCGAGCAGCAGGCCGAGCGGCUCGCCGAGCUGUCGGCGCGCCUAGGCGAAGAGCAGGCUCGUGCCGCGAGCCAGGCCGAGAGGGCGUCCGCCGAGGCCGAGGGCGCUCGCCGGAGCGCCGAGGAGGCGGAGGAGCGCGGCAGGGAGGCGGAGCGGGCCCGGCGGGAGGCCGAGGCCCUGGCGGCCGAAGCCGAGCGGCGGGCGUGCGAGCAGGAGCGGCUGCGCGCCGACGUCGAGCGGCUGGCGGUCGAGAGCGCCGAGCUGCGCGCCGCCAAGGCGGAGCUGGAGGAGGCCCUGCUCAGCGGCAGCCAGGAGAUGGAGGGCCUGCGCCGGCGGGCCGUCGAGCUGGAGUGGAAGGACGGCGAGGUCCGCGAGGCGGAGGAGCGCUCCGCCGAGCUCCGCGGCCGCCUGCUGGCCGAAGGGGGCCUCCUGGCCGAGCUGCGGGAAGAGCAGCGCCGGCUGAGGGCGCGGACCGCCGAGCUGGAGCGGACCGGCGCUUCGGAGCUCAAGCAGAGCCGGGAUGAGUGCCGGCUGCUGGCCGAGCGGCUCCACGCGGAGCAGGACGGCGCCCGGGCCCUGGCGGCCGAUGUGGCUGAGUUGAGGCGGCGGCUGCUGGAGGCGGAGCGGUCCGGGGAGGCGCUGGGCGCCGCCGAGACGGCGCUGCGCGGGGAGGUGGCGCGCGCCAGGGCGCUGGCGUCGGCGCUCGCCGAGGAUCGGCGGGCGAGCCAGGAGCGGCUGCGUCUGGCCGAGGCGUCCGUCGAGGCGCUGGCGGCGGAGCUGACGGCCGAGCGGGACCGGCUGUCGGAGGCCAGCGGGCGGCUGAUCGAGGAGCGCCGGCGGGCGAUGCACGAGCGCGCGGAGGCCGGGGAGGCCCUGCGCCGCUCACGGGAGGAGUGCGACGCGGCGCACGGCAGCCUCGACGUCGAGCGGGAGAAGGCCCGGGAGGCGGCGGCCCGGGCCGCCUCGCUGCGCGAGCAGCUGGAGCGCGCGUCCGGCACCGGCGGCAGGGAGCGACGGCGCGAUCGAGGGCGCCGACGAGGCACCGAGCCCGUGCGACCGCUGGCCAACGGUUGGCCGAACCGCGAGGCCGCGGCGGCGUGGGACGAGAAGGCGAGAGGUCCUCACACGCCGUCCACCAACCGGCGCCGGGACAAGAAGCGGCCGCCGGCGCCGCAGGAUCGGGUCGAAGGCCGCGAGGAGCACGCGGCGUCGCUGGCCGAGGAGGUGGUGUCGCUGCGGCGCGAGGUGGCCACGUUCCGCGCAUCGCAGGCCCGGCCGGCGCCGGCGGGCCUGCCGGAGGAGCGGCCCGUGCUGUGGCGGCGCUGCGAGGCGGCGGAGGCGCGCGUGCGUGACCUCGAGAGCGACCUCGAGGACCUGGGCCGCGAGCUGGAGUGCUACCGCCACUACAGCCGCUCCAUGCUGCGCCCGCUGCUCGGCCCGGCCGGGCGCAAGCUCGUGUCGCACGCGUCGCUCUCCGACGCCUGCGCGCAGACGGAAGCCGAGCCGGGGCCGGAGGGGCCCUCCGAGGAGGCCUCGGAGGCCGCUACGGUGGCGGCCGAAGAGGACCGGAUGACGAGGCGGCUGAUGAUGAUGACGGCGGCCGCCGAAAUGGUGGCGCGAUCCUCGCCGGCGUCAGGCGAUGGCGUCCGUGGAGCCCGGCGUGGGGCGCUCCUGGCUGCCGGCGCCGUGGCUCAGGCAGGGCGGAGGUGAAGCCGAGGCCACUGCCG